This is a messenger RNA of Gigantopelta aegis, 2096 nucleotides long. RefSeq names its product heterogeneous nuclear ribonucleoprotein H3-like. Lineage: Eukaryota; Metazoa; Mollusca; Gastropoda; Neomphalida; Peltospiridae. The record is from RefSeq and is a predicted model, not a curated record. The coding region runs from base 110 to 1639 and encodes 509 amino acids. Gene Ontology annotation, biological process: regulation of RNA splicing. Gene Ontology annotation, molecular function: RNA binding. Gene Ontology annotation, cellular component: ribonucleoprotein complex; nucleoplasm. The transcript has 11 exons.
AUACGCUUGGUAGAUGCCGCCAUAUUUGUAGGGUCCUUGUUCAGUUUGUCUUUGUUAAAAUUGGUGAUAGUAAAGGUUGUUGCUGAAGUCCAUAGACCAAACUUGUGAAAUGGCAACAAAUAACGAAAUGUCUGUUGAGGAUGAAGGUUGUGUUUGUCGCCUGAGAGGACUACCAUGGUCUGCCACACCUGAUGAUGUUGUUAAAUUCUUUUCAGAAUCUGAAGAGGAAUCUGAAGAGACUAAACCAGAUUAUGAUAGCUGUGGAAUAUUACACGUACACUUCACAUUCUCCCGUGAAGGACGACCAAGUGGGGAAGCUUUUGUUGAGUUCAUGUCUGAUGACGAUGUUGAAAGGGCUCUUAAAAAACAUAAUAAGAACAUGGGAUCAAGAUACAUAGAAGUAUUUCGAUCCAAAAAGAGUGAAAUGGAGUGGGUGGUGAAGCGUGCAGGCCCAAACCAGCCAAGCUUAAAUGAAGCUGUUGUGAGAUUACGAGGACUUCCCUUUGGAUGCUCAAAGGAGGAAAUAGCUCAGUUCUUCACAGGGUUGGAGAUUGUACCCAAUGGGAUUAUGCUACCUGAGGAUCGGCAGGGGCGCAGCACUGGGGAGGCCUAUGUCCAGUUUGCUACACAAGAAAUAGCAGAAAGGGCCUUGGGUAAACACAAGGAAAGAAUUGGGCACAGGUACAUCGAGAUCUUCAAGAGCAGUCUGAGUGAGGCAUGUUCUGCUAUGGGUCAGCCCAGAAUUCGACCACUCAUGGGUUCCAUGGGAAUGAGGCCUAGCCCGUAUGACCGAGCCGAGCGUUUCGGGGGUAUGGGUAUGGGCAUGGGAAUGGGUGGUGGCAUGGGUGGCUAUGGACGAGGAAGAGGAGGAAGGAAUGUUAAAGCUUUUGCAGGCUAUUUUGAUGACGAUUUUGAUGAUUAUGAAAGCUAUGGAAGUAUGGGAUUUGGUGGUAACCGACGUGGUGGUAUGGGCAUGCGUGGUGGUCGAGGACGCAUGAUGCCAAAUGAUAUGCGAGAAAGAGGGCAGACACCAGGAAGUCACUAUAUUAGUGGAACAGGUCAUUCAGUUCACAUGAGAGGCCUGCCAUUCCAGGCAAUCGAACAAGACAUUGCAGAUUUCUUUAUGCCACUACGUCCUGUGAAAUGUGAAUUUGAAUAUGGUCCAAAUGGUCGACCCACUGGAGAAGCUAAUGUAGAUUUUGCUACACACCAAGAUGCUGUUGAAGCCAUGAAAAAACACAAGACAAACAUGCAGCAUCGUUAUAUUGAGCUGUUCCUGAACUCGACACCCGAACGUGGAGGAAAUUUUACCUCUAACAUGGGCGGCGGAAGUUUUGGCAGUGAUAUGGGUGGAGGAUUUGGGUCCGGUGGAGGCUACAGUGGUGGUGGUGGUGGUGGGGGAGGAAACUUUGGGUCAGGAGGCAACGGAAAUUUUGGAGGAUCUGGAAAUUUUGGAGCCAGUGCUACUGGCACCGGUAACUAUGGAAGCAUGGGGAGCUACACCACUAGUGGCGCCAAGGGUGGAUUUGGUGGUGGUGGAGGUGGAGGUGGUAUUGGUGGUGGUAUGGCUGGAGGAAAUAUGGGAGGAGGAAUGUCGAAUAACGUGAUGGGAGGGAAUCCGAACUACACAGCAUUCUGAAGAUAGUAUUGGGACACGUCAAGUAGUUCAUGUGCUGUAAAACCAUCUUUAACAAAUAUCAACUUACAUUCAGGAAGGAUUCCAUCAGUUUGUCCAGUUUUAUGUGAAGCAUCGACUUUUUCCUCAUUGUUGUACAGUAUUCAUCCAUGAUCAUGUUGCAGCUAUUAUUUUAUUUCAUUGGACAUCUGAAGUGAAUAUACUUUCUUCAUACAUGAGCUCUGUUCAUUGUUGUUGUUCAUUUGAUUCUUGUUUUUUUCUUUUUAUUGAUUAUUUGUACAUUUAAGUACCUUUUCAUUGACUACAGUACUACUUUUGUCUGAUAUGAACCUGUUUGAAGGUUUCAAGGACAAAUUGACAAAUCGAAAAUAUUUUGAAAAAAGUUAAACAAAACUUGAUUGGUCAUGUUUGUUGUGAAAAUGUUGAGUUAUUUUCUAUAAUACACAAAUCGCCAAACGAA